AUGGACCCCGGCGAAGCCGCCAUUUUGGAGUCUUCCCUAAGGAGCUUCUACCGGCUUUUCGCGCCGCUACCGCCGCUGCCAGCGGCCUUGCCGGGCAGGAUGAAUGUGAUAGACCACGUGCGAGACAUGGCGGCCGCGGGGCUGCACUCUAACGUGCGGCUCCUCAGCAGCUUGUUACUUACAAUGAGUAAUAACAACCCUGAGUUAUUCUCCCCAUCCCAGAAGUACCAGCUCUUGGUGUAUCAUGCAGAUUCUCUCUUUCAUGAUAAAGAGUAUCGAAAUGCUGUGAGUAAGUAUACCAUGGCUUUGCAGCAGAAGAAAGCCCUAAGUAAAACUUCAAAAGUGAGGCCUUCAACUGGUAAUUCUGCAUCUACUCCACAAAGUCAGUGUCUUCCAUCUGAAAUUGAAGUGAAAUACAAAAUGGCUGAAUGUUAUACAAUGCUAAAACAAGAUAAGGAUGCCAUUGCUAUCCUUGAUGGGAUCCCUUCAAGACAGAGAACUCCCAAAAUAAACAUGAUGCUGGCAAAUCUCUACAAGAAGGCUGGUCAAGAGCGCCCUUCAGUCACUAGCUAUAAGGAAGUACUGAGGCAGUGCCCAUUAGCCCUCGAUGCCAUUCUAGGUUUGCUGUCUCUUUCUGUAAAAGGCGCAGAGGUGGCAUCGAUGACAAUGAAUGUGAUCCAGACUGUGCCUAACUUGGAUUGGCUCUCUGUGUGGAUCAAAGCAUAUGCUUUUGUGCACACUGGUGACAACUCGAGAGCAAUCAAUACCAUCUGUUCACUAGAGAAAAAGUCCUUAUUGCGAGAUAACGUGGACCUGCUGGGAAGCUUAGCAGAUCUGUACUUCAGAGCUGGAGACAAUAAAAACUCUGUCCUCAAGUUUGAACAAGCACAGAUGUUGGAUCCUUAUCUGAUAAAAGGAAUGGAUGUAUAUGGCUACCUUCUGGCAAGAGAAGGGCGGCUAGAGGAUGUGGAGAACCUUGGCUGCCGCCUUUUCAAUAUUUCUGAUCAGCACGCAGAACCCUGGGUAGUCUCUGGGUGUCAUAGCUUUUAUAGCAAACGUUACUCUCGGGCUCUCUAUUUAGGAGCCAAGGCCAUUCAGCUGAAUAGUAAUAGCGUUCAAGCUUUGCUACUUAAGGGAGCAGCACUUAGAAACAUGGGCAGAGUCCAAGAAGCAAUAAUCCAUUUUCGGGAGGCUAUACGGCUUGCACCUUGUCGCUUAGAUUGUUAUGAAGGUCUCAUUGAAUGUUAUUUAGCUUCCAACAGUAUUCGUGAAGCAAUGGUAAUGGCUAACAACGUUUAUAAAACUCUAGGAGCAAAUGCACAGACCCUUACCCUUUUAGCCACUGUUUGUCUUGAAGACCCAGUGACACAGGAGAAAGCCAAAACUUUAUUAGAUAAAGCCCUGACCCAAAGGCCGGAUUACAUUAAGGCUGUGGUGAAAAAAGCAGAACUACUUAGCAGAGAACAGAAAUAUGAAGAUGGAAUUGCUUUGCUGAGGAACGCACUAGCUAAUCAGAGUGACUGUGUCCUACAUCGGAUCCUAGGAGAUUUCCUUGUAGCUGUCAAUGAGUAUCAGGAAGCAAUGGACCAAUAUAGUAUAGCACUAAGUUUGGACCCCAAUGACCAGAAGUCUCUAGAGGGGAUGCAGAAGAUGGAGAAGGAGGAGAGUCCCACGGAUGCCACUCAGGAGGAGGAUGUGGACGACAUGGAAGGGAGUGGGGAAGAAGGGGACCUGGAGGGCAGCGACAGUGAGGCGGCCCAGUGGGCUGACCAGGAGCAGUGGUUCGGCAUGCAGUGAGGCAGGCGGCAGCUCUGUGGCCACACUGGCCCGCCUUGCUCUGAGCACUUCCGUGGACUGAAGGAGCCCGGAGGAGCCCGCUCGCUGGGAGGACAUUGAUUCCGCAUGUAAUUGUAGCAGGGGUCUCUGCCCCUUGCUCCGUAUUUCUAGUAGUGAAUUCAUUUUUAAAAACUGAGCCUGAUCAACCUUCCAUCUAUCUCUGUCCUCCCCUGCUCCAGCCUGGGAGGAUCGAGUGAGCUCUCUGGGAGGCCUGCAGAUGUGCCAGGGCUUCUGGGACAGAGUGCUUUUUAUAUAACUAAUUUCUAAGUCUGAAAGUUGAGGAAUAGACAGUGUUUUGUCUGUGACAUUGUGGGUGAGUUAAAAGGAGUGAUCUGUCACCCAAAGCAAAAGUAUCCUCUCCCAUGUCAGACAGCAGCAUGGGCUGGCCCUUUGAGAGGGUUUUCUGUCCCGGAAAUCAUCGUCCUGAGCUGUCCAAACUUCCCUAGUAACCUUGCUUCCUUCUGCAAUGUUAGUAAUGCCUUAAGCUGACAGUUGCUAUUUUGCAGAACAGUUUUCCUAUUUGCUAAUCUGGUAACUUGCCUAUGAGCCUGGGCCGGAUCUGAGAAACAGGUGUGACCUAGAGCAUGACCAGAGGUAUACACCUGAGGUAAUUAACUAAUAAAACUGUUUUUUGUACAGUAAUGGUGUUGGGUUGAUCAGAAUGGAAGCCCUUUAUAGAUUCUUCCUUUUGUUGGUCUCUCACACUGCAUUGAUUUCAGCCCCAGAAUUAUUUGCCAUAAAUACACUUCCUUUCUUCCCAAAGUGUUGGGAGCCAGGAGAAUCGGGAACUUCGGGUAACAUUGAACUGAUUCAUCUAUUUGCAUUUUUGAUUGGUUAAAUCCCCUUGGGAGCGAGUCUUUGGCCUGAUUUUAGACUGGUUCUUCUUCCCAGUUCUGUCAGGGGCACUAAAAUUGGUGCUUGGUUUCAGCAUUCUGUAAUGGGGUCAUCAGAGGGCACCUUCCUUGGGCUUGGUGCUGGGAGAGUUCGCCUGCUGUCUUCCCCUUGUUUCUUCAGAUGCAGUGCUUUUCACUAUAUCCUUAACUUGGAGGUGAAGUGGGGAGAAUGGCACAGCUAACCCCAAAUUCUCAUUAAAACAAAAUUAGUCAGAGGUGGUGAUUUUGACGUAAAUGGAAAGUUCUGUCUUAAAGUGUAAAAACCAUGGAAGUGUACAGUAGUUUAGGAGCUGAGAACAUCUGAUAAAUAAAAGGGCAAAAAAGUUCAAGUA
This is a messenger RNA of Suricata suricatta (meerkat), 3061 nucleotides long. RefSeq names its product anaphase promoting complex subunit 7 (gene ANAPC7). Gene Ontology annotation, biological process: cell division. The transcript is spliced from 11 exons. Bases 1 to 1797 code for a protein of 598 amino acids. Gene Ontology annotation, molecular function: protein binding. The record is from RefSeq and is a predicted model, not a curated record. Lineage: Eukaryota; Metazoa; Chordata; Mammalia; Carnivora; Herpestidae.